AUGGCAGCUGAAAAGGCAAAGAACGUAGCUAAAGAUGUGGUCAAUCAACCACUCACACCUAAUUUUACAGGUAAAGACUACUCGUCUUUCUUCCUGGCAGGAGCGUUAUGCUGCACUUUAUCUCACGGAGCUAUGACUCCAAUCGACGUAGUGAAAACUCGUAUACAAAUCGAUCCUGCAAUGAAGGGAAUGUCCCUGAUUUCGGGUGGACGGAGUGUGGUGGCUAAGGAAGGUCUCGCAGGGCUCUUAACUGGCUUCGGUCCCACUGCCGUGGGCUAUUUGGGUCAGGGAGGGAUCAAAUUCGGAGGCUACGAAGCUGCUAAAAAAUACCUAGUAGAACUUUCUGGGAGUCGAGAGAACGCCAUCAAGAACAGAACAGCUAUCUACCUUGGGGGAGCAGCUAUAGCCGAGUUCUUCGCCGACAUCUUCUUGACGCCCCUCGAAGCCACCCGAAUCCGGCUUGUGUCAGAUCCCAAGUACGCCAACGGUCUUGUAUCCGGAUUGACCAAGAUUGCUACUACCGAAGGAGUUUCAAGUUUGUAUGCGGGUUUUAUCCCGAUCUUGCUUAAGCAAGUCCCAUAUGCUAUUGGACAAUUCACCGUGAAUGAAAGGUGCACCGAGUUCAUAUACAACCGAAUGACCCCGGACACCAAGGAGAACCUUUCUUCCACAUCCAAAUUCGGUAUAACGCUUGGUUCAGGUAUCGUGGCAGGUUUUGCAGCUGCUGUUCUCUCUCACCCCGCCGAUACACUUCUAUCCCAAAUCAAUAAAGGACAUGGUCCCAAGGGUUCAAUGGUCUAUAGAUUAGUGGCCCUGGGUAAAGAAGCGGGAGUUACCGGUCUGUUCGCUGGUCUUGGCCCAAGAAUGGUCAUGACUGCUGGGCUCGUAAGUAGUCAAUUCAUCCUCUAUGGUAUGAUCAAAGAUGCUCUGGGAGCAAGAUCCGGCAUCGAAAUUCACAAGGAAGAAGCGGCGUGA
Kwoniella botswanensis is the source of this 975-nucleotide messenger RNA. RefSeq lists its product as uncharacterized. The record is from RefSeq and is a predicted model, not a curated record. Gene Ontology annotation, molecular function: phosphate transmembrane transporter activity. Gene Ontology annotation, cellular component: mitochondrial inner membrane. Gene Ontology annotation, biological process: mitochondrial phosphate ion transmembrane transport. The coding region runs from base 1 to 975 and encodes 324 amino acids. NCBI's taxonomy places the organism in Eukaryota, Fungi, Basidiomycota, Tremellomycetes, Tremellales, Cryptococcaceae. The transcript is spliced from 9 exons.